UCUGCCGUAGUCGAACAUUGAAAGUGGGAUGUGGUAUCUAAGAGAGGUUGUUGUUGCUUGUUUCUUCUCGUCUUCUCAGUUCAGUGAACUCCCUCUGUCCGAGGAUUUGUGUCCCUCCAAUUUCUGUGUUUGGGGCCCUCCUUCCAUCCGAAGCAGGGUUCUGUGUCGUUAGGUAGUCACUGUUUCAUCACUUCAGCAUCAUAUUUUAGAUAUCAUUGGAUGUUUUUAGAAAAAGGCAAUGACGCAACCACUUGAUAGCAACAAACACAAGCAUUGGGGUGGCAGGGUAUUUGGAUUGUUGUUGGGGUCUUUGAUGCUGUCAUUGCAACAGGGAAAACUUGCUUGGUCGAUUGAAGCAGAGUCGGAAAGAGCACUUGCUGCUACAAACAAACAAACCAUUCAACUGGACAUUCUCAGUGUUGGAUCCUCAGACCGAAGAGACUUGUUUGAUGCACAGACUCAAACAUUUGCCCAGCCCAACACUGGUUACGUUCGGAAUGUGUACUGGAUCACUGAGGACGAUGAUUCCGACCAGGCUUGCCGGGACGGCACGUUGACCAGCGAGCAUAGAAAUAAGGCAUUCAAGUUUUGCAAAGAGCAGUAUCUCUGGAACAAGACUGCCACCACAACUGACUUUAUGAGACGAAAUGUCGGGGUGAAGAAUGGAAGGCUCUUCCAAGGAAAGGCCAGUCCCCAAUGGCUGUGUGCACAAAAGCGCUUCCCACUUGGUCUCGCCAAAGUGGUAAAGGGCUACAAGAAUGACAAUGACAACAUAUCAUUACCAGACUAUUUGUUAAUGGUCGACGAUGAUACAUGGUUUGAUAUCGACAAGCUGGUGAGCCAUGUCCUGGUUUGGAGGCAGAAUCCUAACAAACCCUAUGUGGGAGCAGGGUGCAAGGUCACCAAGAAGACCUUUGGUCCUGGCAUUGAGGUUGUGGUAUUUUAUGGAGGAGCAGGUUUGCUGCUAUCCAAAGGAAGCCUUGAGAGACUGCUGCGGCCUCUCGAACCACUGCACAGCGACAAUACACAAUCCAAUGAGAACAACUGGACAGAGCACGCAAUCGAUCAGCCGGACCUGGAUGACUGGGAAACACAAGUCCAAAGUGCCCUCCACAACAACCUAGCCUUUGAGAAGGAUCUCUUCCAUCCAGGAAUGAGCGUCAUGGACCUAAUCGAGUCCUACUCCAAGGCAGAAGCGUUUGACAAUGUGGAACAGUGGACCAGAGGUUUUUGCUUUCACAGCGACAACUUUUUGUCCUAUUUCAUUGAGAAUUAUAGGAUUCAUGAGACUCAAUACCUAGAAGCUCUAAUCCCUCAAGUGUGGAGUCAUGAUGAAUGGUUUACAUUUGAGGGUGUUUGGAUGCACAGAGGAGACAGAUGCCCAAAGGAUUCCAUGAUUUGUCACUAUGUGUUGCCUCAGGAAAUGCAUGCGCUACAACACAACAAGACUAGCCCUGUACUUGGCUCAGUUUCUUGAUGGAGUGAACCUUUUGAAGGGCUACAGAUAAAUAGCCACCCGUCAACUUAUUGGGCAACAUAAUGAUAGCCUCACUCAACGCUGGUGAUAUAAGACUGCCCAAAAUAGCACCUACAGGUACUUCUUGGCCACCACUCUUUACCUGUAUUGGAUGAUGCCACAAAUAGAGC
Seminavis robusta is the source of this 1647-nucleotide messenger RNA. NCBI's taxonomy places the organism in Eukaryota, Bacillariophyta, Bacillariophyceae, Naviculales, Naviculaceae. The record is from the annotation of a GenBank genome assembly.